AUGCAAUUCGCAGUGAUCCCAUUUGUUCUCUUUUAUAUUUUCUAUACUGCAAGUGCUGCCAAUACUCCAGUAUGCACAAACGGAUUCACCUUAAUUAAUAAUAAAUGUCUAAAGCUGUAUACAACUCCUGCAAGUCACUCCGCAGCCGAAGAAUCUUGCCGGAACGUUGGAGCAACAUUAGUGACUGUCAAAAAUGAAAAUAAUAAUCAAGCGAUCACCACUAUUGUGGGAUCCACUGCUUCUCUUGUAUGGAUGGGUCUGUAUUGUUUGGACAGUGAUCCAUCAAAAUGCUUAUGGGAUGAUGGUACAGGAUCCGCUGAAAUGUACAGUAACUUUGCUAGUGAAAACUAUGACAAUAAUCUAUUCUGUUCUUACCAAUUGGCCACUCUUGGAUCCUACAAGAUUCUUCUCAAAUUUGACGAAUUUAUCACUGAAUCAAAUGAUGAUAUCGUUAGAGUUUACGACGGCGACUCUUCGGAUAAACCUCUAUUGGGAACUUACAGUGGAAACUUGAACCCAUUCGGUUUAGUUUCAACUGGAAAUACGAUGUAUGUCACAUUCAAGACUGAUGAGAGUAACGUAGCUCAAGGAUUUUUUACCAGGUUUUUGGUGUAUUCCGGUCUCUGA
Messenger RNA from Caenorhabditis remanei, 627 nucleotides. RefSeq lists its product as uncharacterized. Lineage: Eukaryota; Metazoa; Nematoda; Chromadorea; Rhabditida; Rhabditidae. The coding region runs from base 1 to 627 and encodes 208 amino acids. The record is from RefSeq and is a predicted model, not a curated record. The transcript has 3 exons.